Molecule: messenger RNA, 543 nt
Organism: Saccharomyces mikatae IFO 1815
Lineage: Eukaryota; Fungi; Ascomycota; Saccharomycetes; Saccharomycetales; Saccharomycetaceae
Gene: FMP33
Product: Fmp33p
Exons: 1
Coding region: 1-543 (180 amino acids)
Source: RefSeq, a predicted model, not a curated record
AUGCUAUACAAAAGGCUAAUACGUCAGAAAUCACAAUUCAGCAAGGCCUCAGCCGCGCAACCCAGUUCAGUCCUAAGAUUUUUGUUUUCGAGGGGUAAUUUGUAUACCAAUCUUUUAGUGACAACACUCUACGGCACAGGUCUGGUAUGUUUAUACCUGGAAUCAAAUAGUUUGAAAAAGUCCAGAGGGAAACAAGACCCUCCUAUCAUCGAAAAAAAUGACAUUGUUGAAAUAGUCCAUGAUGCUCCCAAUAGAAUUUUUAAACCAGCACUUGAAACACAUGAGGAGAAAAUGCAGGGUCUACACAGAAGUGACUUCUAUAAAGUAGUUCAUUCUUUGACGUACAGUGAUGUCUCACAAUUUUCAAUUGUUUGGGGAUUUCUCAUCCAAUUAUCGAGUUUCAUCGGUAGUUUCUCCUUAGGUAAAAAAUCUAUGUUCCAUAAGGGAAGUCUUGUUGGAGUUGUAGGGUUUCCGCCAUUGAUAUUUUUUGCCCUUCGACUUAGAAUGAAGCAACUGGAAAACGCUGGAGUGCGCUUUGAAUAA